AUGGACUAUGCUGACGACUCCGGCACUAGACCGUCAGUAUAUGCGUUAAUCGACAUGCUCGGCACACUCGAAUACGAGAAGUACAAGAAGCGUGAGAGGGAGUACCGCUACUUGCUCAAGAGAUGUCACAUCGAAGGCAUUUGCUUUUGUAAGCAGAUAAAAAGUCUCAAGCUCGCUGUCAAGCAGCGCAAGAUUGCUUUGCCCAAGACAUGCACGAAGAUCGUCCUAGCCAAGAGACUGCAGCAGUUCGACUCUCAACAUCCCUUCCAAUUUAUGGACUUGCCUGUCGAGAUCCGCCUACGCAUCUAUAGCAUGGCAAUCAGUAGCCAUCAAGACCUUACCAUCUCCGACCAUCGCGAUGUGGCUGAACCUGCUUUACUCCAAACCAAUCGCCAGAUCCGCAGCGAGUCUAUUCCAAUCUUCUACGGCACCAACUGCUUCCGCCUUGAGCUGCAGGUGCCAACCGAUUCUACAAACCGCACGUUAUCAUACUUGUUCAAGGAACCUGAGCUCACUUGGUUGCACCUCAUCGGCCCCGACAGAAUCAAGAGCCUUCGCCAUGUCUCGUUCUACAACCGCGAUUCCAACGUUCGCCUUAAUCUUACCAGUCGAUUAUCUAGUGAAUGGAUGAUUUCGCUCAUCGAAACGAACAUGGGCUGUCCAUUCAAAGGUCACAAAGAGUGGACUUUGCCACAAAUGCGCAGGCACUUCAGCAUCAACGCCAGACUGGAAGCCCUGGAUCCAACCAUCAACCCUGUCGAUAUGUGCAGUAUGACUGUCACGAAGGCCAUACAGGACUUCCACGCCAGCUGUAGCGAAGGCAACAAGUUGGAGACGACUUUGCCUGGUCUCUCUAUUCUAGCUGAGGCUGCCAUCUCAAUCCUCGAAGCCACGUUGUUCGCAGGAGGUAGUUCCUUAGUCGGUCUCUAUGGUUACGCUCGAGCUUGA
Messenger RNA from Aureobasidium musti, 948 nucleotides. The record is from the annotation of a GenBank genome assembly. NCBI's taxonomy places the organism in Eukaryota, Fungi, Ascomycota, Dothideomycetes, Dothideales, Saccotheciaceae.